AUGAUUAUGAUUAUGCUUUAAAUGAAAAAGAACUUGAAAACCAUUUUGUAAAGGAAAAAUAUAUUCUCAAGAGUUAUGAUUUUAAAUUUGAUAUUGUAAGACCUAUAGAUCAAAGGAGUUCUUGCUUUACAAAGAAAGGCACUUUGCAAGGUGACUUGCAUGCUUUUGGUCGUCGUUUUGCUGGAAGCGAAAAUUAUUACCAAGCAUCUGG
This is a messenger RNA of Dentiscutata erythropus, 211 nucleotides long. The record is from the annotation of a GenBank genome assembly. NCBI's taxonomy places the organism in Eukaryota, Fungi, Glomeromycota, Glomeromycetes, Diversisporales, Gigasporaceae.